AUGGCGGCAGGAACCAGCAACUACUGGGAAGGUGAGAGAGUAAGGCCUAAAGAUCUCCGGAAACAGGCCCGACAACUUGAAAAUGAACUUGAUCUGAAACUGGUUUCCUUCAGUAAACUGUGCACAAGUUAUAGUCACAGUAGUGCCCGAGAUGGAAGACGCGACAGUUCUGACACAACACCCCUUUUAAAUGGAUCAAGCCAAGACAGAAUGUUUGAAACAAUGGCUGUGGAGAUUGAACAGCUUUUGGCAAGGCUUACAGGAGUAAAUGACAAAAUGGCAGAGUAUACCAACAGCGCUGGUGUCCCCUCCCUCAAUGCAGCUCUGAUGCACACACUGCAGCGACACAGAGACAUCUUGCAGGAUUACACACAUGAAUUCCAUAAAACCAAAGCAAAUUUUGUGGCAAUACGGGAAAGAGAGAACCUCAUGGGAUCAGUACGAAAGGAUAUUGAAUCAUAUAAAAGUGGUUCUGGAGUGAACAAUAGAAGAACUGAAUUAUUUCUGAAAGAACAUGACCACCUACGAAACUCAGAUCGACUGAUUGAAGAAACAAUAAGCAUUGCAAUGGCAACAAAAGAAAAUAUGACAUCACAGAGAGGGAUGUUGAAAUCUAUACAAAGCCGGAUGAACACGUUGGCCAAUCGGUUUCCUGCUGUGAACAGCCUAAUCCAGCGAAUCAACCUGCGCAAACGGCGAGACUCCCUCAUCCUGGGAGGGGUCGUUGGUGUCUGCACUAUCCUUUUGCUGCUCUACGCUUUCCACUAAUGGACAUUCUCUAGAGACUCUUUGACAACCACCACUUCCUUGAGUUGAUUCCAGUUACAGAACAGUGAAAGGAAGACAUGGACAGACCUGGGGAGUUGUUGAUCAGCAUCAUGUCAUUUAAGGCCUAUGAGAGGCCGUGUGCUGGUCAGGGUUGGGGCUGGAGCUACAGUGUUUGUGUCCUCUUCUCAGCAAAAUUUUUAUCCCCCUUUUUGUUUCAAAUCCAAACCAAGAAAAGUUCUCAAUCCUUUGUGUCUUUCUAUGAGGUAAGUAAACAUAUUAAGGAAAAAAAGGUAUGAAUGCAGCCUGCCUGGCAAUUAACUACUCAUUAAAAGAAAAGCCCAUUGGAAGUUUGAAUGUCUUUAGUGGGCCAAUGUUCCCUGAUUCUUUGGGCCUGUGACCAGUGUAUUGUAGCUUUAAGCCAUCAGGGACAUGAAGUUUAUGAAGGAAUGAAUGAAGUUUUUCUUUCUUUUUUUUUUUUUUUUUUAAUUUCUGGUGAAUAGUCAGAUCAUUCUAUGUCAUCUAUGCUACAGAUUCUAUUCUGUGGCUUCAAACCUUUUUUCCCCAGAAUUCAAAGAUAAUUCUGUUUGCAUAGAAAGUAUCUUAUUCUUUUGUUGAGUGUGUGUCUAGUGUGGGAGAACUUUAGGAAAAUAGCCUCACUUUGACAUAGGAAGAUCAAGUCUCUGGCCCUAAUUGAAAUGCAAUAGAUACUUGUUCUCACCGUGAGCAACAGCUAUGACAGAAGCAAUCCUGGUAUUUUUAUAUAUGGUCUGGUGGGCUGGUAGUCAUCUAAAAAUCUUUGAAAAAAAGGCAGUGGUUUUUUUUAAAAGGUUGUUCAUUGUUUUGACUGUCUUUUUUUUUAAUUGAAUUAAUGUUUUCUACUUGGGAAGUAGAACAAGAUCUAAAUUCUAAUGAAAUGAGAAACUUGGCCAGCUCUCAAAAGUUCCCCAAACUGUUACAUGCUCCAAGUCAUCUUGAGUCAAAACUGACAUACAUGUAUCACUGAGAAAGGGCACAGCCCAGGUUGCACAUGGGCUUCUCCGCCUCGUGUAGCUCUGUCGUGUGUGAACAAAAAUAAUCGAAGAGACCCCAUAUCAUCUUCUGCUGCAUUACAUGUCCUUUCUUGUUUCUGCUGUGUGAGUGAACCGGGUCACCCCGUGUCUAUCUAAUUGUAGAUCGCAUCUGUUAAAGGUCUCUGAACCUUCAGAAUGUUAUUUUGCUGUUCAUUGUACAUGUUGCAGAAUCUUCUUUCAUCCACUCCCAUCUUCUGUUCAUCACCCACAAAAAUAUAAACUACCCCCGAGAGUUCUUUUAGAGUUCAGACAUUUGAUCUAGUCCUCCAGGCAGUUAAUUCCUCAUCAUGGUAAUAUCAUAAUCCUAGGCAGUGUGGAAACUUGCUCAACAUCUCUGUUCCUUGCCUCGAGAAAAGACUGUUCUAACCAUUGGAUUUCUGAUUCAUGCUCUGGAUUCUACCAGAAGGACUGAAAGAGCUUUAGAUCUGGUCACAGAACCACCCCAUGGUGUGUAGAUUAUAUUGUUCAUUUGAUCUAGAUAGAGGCUUCUAUCUAAAGUGACACACUGGUGUGAUAGGAUAUAAAGACUGCAGAGGUUUUUUUUUUAAUGUCAGAGUUCUAAUGCCUUCUGGAUUAGGAGGAGACUUGGUAAUAUUUUUAAAUUAUGGGGUUUAUUUUUCUAUGUAUGGGUUGAUCAUUUCAUUGAUUGGGGAUGCCCUUGAUUUGAAAGAAUAUUAAUUUUCCCUACAUGAAGCUUGAUGGAUCAGGGAAGUAAAUUCAUUAAUUAAACUCUCUCUGUUGGGAGAUCAGAACUCCCCUGAUGCUUAUUAUCUUUGAUUUUUUUUCAAAGGGCCUCAAUUGGUGGUUAUGUCCCAGCUAGAGUUUGUAGGACUUUUGGUUACUAUAUGGUUGGCAUUUAUAAAAUCUGCAGUAUCAUAAAUAAAGUUAUUUAUUUAAUUAUA
Molecule: messenger RNA, 2740 nt
Organism: Gracilinanus agilis (Agile Gracile Mouse Opossum)
Lineage: Eukaryota; Metazoa; Chordata; Mammalia; Didelphimorphia; Didelphidae
Gene: GOSR1
Product: golgi SNAP receptor complex member 1
Exons: 9
Coding region: 1-768 (255 amino acids)
Biological process (GO): vesicle fusion; endoplasmic reticulum to Golgi vesicle-mediated transport
Cellular component (GO): cis-Golgi network; Golgi membrane; Golgi medial cisterna
Molecular function (GO): SNAP receptor activity
Source: RefSeq, a predicted model, not a curated record